This is a messenger RNA of Oncorhynchus nerka (sockeye salmon), 10540 nucleotides long. RefSeq names its product mediator of DNA damage checkpoint protein 1-like. NCBI's taxonomy places the organism in Eukaryota, Metazoa, Chordata, Actinopteri, Salmoniformes, Salmonidae. Gene Ontology annotation, cellular component: cytoplasm; microtubule. Gene Ontology annotation, biological process: microtubule cytoskeleton organization; mitotic cell cycle. Gene Ontology annotation, molecular function: GTPase activity; protein binding; structural constituent of cytoskeleton. The record is from RefSeq and is a predicted model, not a curated record.
AUGAGGGAAAUCGUGCAUAUCCAAUCCGGCCAGUGCGGUAACCAGAUUGGUGCCAAGGUCUGGGAGGUGAUCAGUGAUGAGCACGGGAUCGACCCCACAGGCACCUACCAUGGAGACGGCGAGCUGCAGUUGGACAGAAUCAGUGUCUACUACAACGAGGCAACAGGUGGUAAAUAUUUGCCUAGGGCUGUCCUCGUGGACCUUGAGCCUGGCACCAUGGACUCUGUGAGGUCCGGACCCUUUGGACAGAUCUUCACAGACAACUUUGUGUUUGGCCAAAGUGGUGCUGGUAACAACUGGGCAAAGGGCCACUACACAGAGGGAGCAGAGCUGGUGGACUCUGUCCUGGACGUAGUGAGGAAGGAGUCAGAAAACUGUGACUGCCUGCAGGGCUUCCAGCUCACCCACUCCCUGGGUGGAGGCACGGGGUCGGGCAUGGGCACCCUGCUCAUCAGCAAGAUCAGAGAGGAGUACCCUGACCGCAUCAUGAACACCUUCAGCGUGGUGCCCUCACCGAAGGUAUCAGACACAGUGGUGGAGCCCUACAACGCCAUCCUCUCCAUUCACCAGCUAGUGGAGAACACAGACAGAGUGUUCUGCAUCGACAACGAGGCCCUCUAUGACAUCUGCUUCCGCACGUUCAAACUGACCACGCCCACCUAUGGUGACCUCAACCACCUGGUGUCAGCCACCAUGAGCGGCGUCACCACCUGCCUGCGCUUCCCUGGCCAGCUCAACGCUGACCUCCGCAAACUGGCCGUCAACAUGGUGCCCUUCCCCCGUCUGCACUUCUUCAUGCCCGGCUUCGCCCCCUUCACCAGCAGGGGCAGCCAGCAGUACCGUGCCCUCACCGUGCCCGAGCUUACCCAGCAUGUGUUCGACGCAAAAAACAUGAUGGCCACCUGCGACCCUCGUCAUGGCCGCUACCUUACUGUGGCUGCAGUGUUCCGGGGCCAAAUGUCCAUGAAGGAGGUGGACGAGCAGAUGCUUAAUAUCCAGAACAAGAACAGCAGCUACUUCGUGGAAUGGAUCCCCAACAAUGUGAAGACCGCUUUCUGCGAUAUCCCACCCCGUGGUCUAAAAAUGUCUGUCACCUUCAUCGGCAACAGCACAGCCAUCCAGGAGCUGUUCAAGCGUAUCUCUGAGCAGUUCACUGCCAUGUUCCGCCACAAGGCCUUCUUGCACUGGUAUACUGGAGAGGGCAUGGACGAGAUGGAGUUCACUGAGGCAGAGAGCAACAUGAACGACCUGGUGUCUGAGUACCAGCAGUACCAGGACGCAACACAGCUGAUCGAUGACUCAAUAUUGGAAGAGUCAGAGGAGGAGGAUGGAGCGAUGCGAAAAGAGAAGCGAGGAGAGCCACUGGCAAAACUCAGGGUGUUAAAAAAUGAACACAUCUCAGAGACUGAGUUGCCUCUCUACCAGGGAGAGAAUGUGUUGGGGCGAAACCCAAACUCCUGCUCCCUUCCCCUCGUGGCACCUUCUGUAUCCAAGCAGCACACCGUCAUCUCCAUCUCAAUGUUUCGCGGCAACCGUUGUCGUGGCAACGUUGCCGGCAUGGAGACAGAGGCUUUAGUGUGGGACCUGGGGAGCAUGAAUGGGACAAGGAAGGGCCGGACCAAACUGACCCCUCACGUCCGCUACGCUCUGACCGAGGGAGAGUGUGUGGUAAUAGCUGACAUCCCCUGCCAGUAUGUCUCUGUGGACCAGAGGGGGGGACAGGGGCACAUGCAGAACCCAACCAACGCACACUCUGGAAGGGGAAGGAGGACAGGGCCAGACAGGAAGGCCCAGCUCAGAGGAAGCCCUAGCGGCCAAGGUCUGGGACGAGAGACUGGCACACCGAAGACUGAGAGACUGACUGAGGGUAGAGGAGUCAAUGGAGAGAUGGGGGCACCAUUGUCGACUGAGCUGGGUGGAAAAGGUAAAACUCGGGCCAUACCCCUGUCGUUGGAACAAACCCCCACACAGCCUGAGAGGACACUGGUGCCUGAAUCUGAGUCUGACUCCGACGGAGAUCGAGAGGGAUGGAGAGACAAACGGGGAAAGUACUUUGUCUCUGAUUCUGACUCCCAUGUGUCCAGUCCCACCUGUUCUACAUUCCUCAGUCCUACAAACAAAGUCAUUCCAGAGAGUGAGGACGACAAACCCAUCACUCCCUCUGCUAAAAACAGACCCAAGAAAGUAGUGAGCUUCAGUGAGGAGGAGAGCGACAUGGAUGGGCCGAGACAGCAGCCCAGGAGAAGAAGAGCACAAGUGAUAGUGGACGACAGCGAAGAAGAAGAAGAGAGGGAGGGGAAGGAAGGCACAGAGGCACUAGGAGAGAAGGAACCUGGGAAAAGGACAAGAGGAAUAGAGGAUGUGUCAGUGGUGAACCAGGUCAGUCAAGCUGAGAGAGAUGGACCAAUGGUGUCUACAGAGGACACAUUUAACAUGGACAGUGACACAGACGCAGAGGGAGAGGAGGAGAUGGGGCUGUCUGCACCUGUAAAAAGUGUUAAGCCACCAGCUGCAACAGAACCUCCUACUACAGACUCUGACCCAGGCCAGAUCCACCUGGACAGUGACACAGACGUAGAGGGAGAGGAGGAUAUGGGGCUGUCUGCACCUGUAAAAAGUGUUAAGCCACCAGCUGCAACAGAACCUCCUACUACAGACUCUGACCCAGGCCAGAUCCACAUGGACAGUGAUACUGAUGUGAAGGAAGGAGAUACUAUGGACGGUGAUGCUAAGUUAAUGAUAACUGCAGCCGAUGUGGAGAGGAAACCAGUAGAUUCUGUCCCAGUGGUGCAGCCAACAGAGAUCCACCUGGACAGUGAUACAGAUGUGGAUGAUUAUGUUGUUGUGUCAGACAGUCCUACCAAUGUUACCUCCUUCAUAUCCGAUCCGGUCGAGAAACCAGACGAUCCUGCCCCUGCAGUGCCGCCCGUAGAAUUCCACCCAGACACUGACACAGAUGUGGAAGAGGAGGACACAGACACACAUUCCAAAACAGUUCCAGAAUCAGAUUCUAGUGGGGUCAGAACAGGGAUUGCUGGUCCCCAGGAGAUCCUUUUGGACAGUGAUACUGAUGAAGAAGACAACCCGUUUACCCCUCCGGCCAGCAGCAGAACAGCGGAGCUCCUUAAUCCACCCACCAGUGUAGGACCUGCAGCUGCUGCUCCUCUGGAGAUCAGGUCUGACAGCGACACUGACUUAGAGGAAGACGCCACACAGACCAUGAACCUUCCUCCUCCUAAUGUUGCCACGGUAAGGGAAGACGCGGGGUUAGCAUCUCGACAGGCCGUGCUUCCAUCACCCACAACAACGACAAUCGAUCUCAGGUCUCAGGACUCUGAUGCUGACACAGAUGCUGAGGAGGAGAGGUUGGAACCCAAACCCCCCCGGUGUUGGCCCCCAGCAGGGAUGGUCCCGGAGUCGGACCUCAGUGAGCCCAGUGACUUCAGGGUGGACAGUGAUACGGAGGAGGAUGGACCAGGAGAGGCAGGCCAGGGACAGACUGCAUGUCGGCUCAGAGAGGGGGCAGCUGGCCCCGGGCUGCUCCCCCUGGGAUGUUCCCCUGGCCCUCAUCAGAAGUGCUCCACCCCUUUGGCAUCGUCGGUACAGGAGGAGAUGGAGACUCAGGCCUUCUUCAGUCCCUCUGACUCCUUCAGACACCCAGCUCUCCCUCCUGUGCUGAGGCCUACAGCAGCAUUGUCCUGCUCUGCAUCAGACAGCCAGGAGGACGAUGACUUUGUGGUGGCCGAGACCCAGUCAUUUGUGUUGGAGGCCCAGAACCAGGGCCAUCAGAGCAGCCUUCCAGUGGAACCAACCCUGGAUUCUACGCAGCCCUACGGUCUGGAGCCUUGCUUGGGGGAGGACCGGGAGGAGCAGCCCAGCCGAGGCUCCUUCCAGCUGGGUCUAUCAGACAGCAGCCACCUCCACCUCCAGGCCAGGGACCAGGCCUCAGAGAGCCCCCAGGCUUUCAGUUCCCCAGAUAGGGAUUCUGACCUGGAGGCCACCCAGACCUAUGCAUCUGGAGGGGGGAGCGAGGAGCCUGCCCUGGCCCAGAGGUCUGCGGUGUUCAGGAGGAACAGGCAGGUGGACUUUGUCCUGGUGGCAACACAGGCUUAUGCUGCCCAGCCUCGCAGUGACACAGAGGAGGAAGAUGAAGAGGAGACCCCUACCACGUCUAAUGUUGCUACGACUGAAACCCUGCCCAUGUCUGCCUAUGAGGAAGAGGAGGAAGGUUUGGUUGGGGCCAUACCCUCAACCCCAGUAAGGAGAGGGAGAUCUGGAGGAGCGAGGGAGAGAGAGGAAGAGGAGCAGGAGACCCAGACUGGUGACGUGCUGAUCAACCAAUACCUCUCCACAGCUCAAACUCUGGACAUGGUCCAGGAGAGUGAUUAUGAGGAAGAAGCCAAACCAGACUCACCCAGAGGAAGAGGACAGUCCCAAGAACAGACAGUAGACGAGGAAGAGACACAGACUGUCUGCUCCUACCUCUCCACUGCUGAAACCCAGCCCAUGUUUGCUGCUGCUGCUGCUGAGGAUGAUGACAAUGAGGAGGAAGAACUCAAACCUCCAUCACCCAGAGGAAGAGGACAGUCCCAAGAACAGACAGUAGACGAGGAAGAGACACAGACUGUUGGAUCCUACCUCUCCACUGCUGAAACCCAGCCCAUGUUUGCUGCUGCUGCUGCUGAGGAUGAUGACAAUGAGGAGGAAGAACUCAAACCUCCAUCACCCAGGAGGGGAAAGUCCCAGAGAGGGAGAGUAGAAGAGGAGGAGACACAACCUAGUGAGUUCCUCACCAGCUCCCACAUCUCCACCGCUGAAACUCAGCCUAUGGGUACUUGUGACACUGAGGAAGAGGAGGAGGAGGACACCAAAGAUAAAGGACGGGCUCAGAGAGGGCGAGGGAAAGAGUCGGAGGCUGGGACAAGCGGUGUCAGCAGUAGAGGUAGAAGAGGAGAGGAAGAAGAGGAGAGCGCUGAGCCUCCAACGACACAGACAAGAGGGAAGGGGAAGGCUGUGAACACCGCAGGAGGCAGAGGGAGGAGAGGGAAGGGGAAGGCUGUGAACACCGCAGGAGGCAGAGGGAGGAGAGGGAAGGUGCUGUCUGAGGAGGGAGAGAGUGAGAAAGAAGAAGAGGCCGAGGUGAUUGAGCAAGGGAGAAGAGGAAGAAAGAGUGUGAAACAACAGAAAGAGGGAGAAAAAGAAAGACUUGAGGAGGAAGAGGGAAUAGAAAAGGAAAGACAAGAACAGGCUGAGAAGGAACGGUUGCAGAAGGAAAAAGUAGAAUCAGAAAGGGUUAUGCAGGAACAACAGGACAGAGAGAGGAUGGAACAGGAACUUAAAGAACAAGGUGAGAGAUUAGAGAGGGAGAGAGUGGAAAGAGAUGAAACAGAAAGGAUGGAGAGAGAGAAAAGAGAAGAAACGGAAAGGAUGGAGAGAGAGAAAAGAGAACAGGAGGAAAGAGAGCAGCUUGAGAGGGAAAGGAAGGAACGAGAAGAGCAAGAAAGACUGGAGCGAGAAAAGGAGAGAUUAGAGAGAGAAGAAAAAGAGAGAAUAGAGAGGAAAGAAAGAGAAGAGAGGAAAAGACUGGAGAGGGAGAAAAAAGAGAAGCAAGAAAAAUUGGAGCGAAAAAGCAUGGAAAGGGAAGCGCUUGUGCGAUUGGAGCGAGAGAGGGUGGAAAGAGAGGAGAAAGAGAGAAUAGAGGGAGAACAAGCAGAAAAUGAAAGAUUGGAGAAAGAGCGUAAAGAGAUAUUGGAGAAGGAAAAAAUGGAAAGAGAAGAGAUGAAAAAACAGGAGCGAGAACGACUGAAGAAGAACAAGGAAGAGAAGGAGCGAUUAGACAGGGAAAUAAAGGAGAGAAACCUGAAAGAAAAACUGGAGAAGGAAAGAGAAAAGAGGGAAGCCGAGGAGAAAGAAAAGGAGAUUAAAGAACAGCAAGCGAAGGAACAAGGAGAAAAACAAACAAAGAAAGACAACGAAAAUGAGCCAAAAACAUCCACUAGAGGUCGCAGAGCAAUCACCAGGAGAACCGUCAUGGUUCCACCCACAACUGAACCACAACCUGAACCUGAUAUUCUGUCCAGCCAACCAGAACCAGUCCCAGCAAGUAUAACUAGGUCUCGCUCUAACUCUGUCAGCUCUGCGAGAUCCACCUCCAACAUAGGUACCCAGGGGAGCAGAGGGAGAGGGGGGAGGAAGACCACCAGCACCACAGAGUCUGCCCCUGGUCCAGACAACCCCACCCGCAACAGCACCAGGAGACGGACGUUGGUCGGGACGGUUGUGGCUCCCCCUACUGCUGUGGGGGUCACAGUGCAGGACAUUCUCUCCAGCGAACAGUUUGUUGCCAGGAGAACCCGCUCUCGCUCCAGCUCCACCAACUCCCACAGCUCCCUCAACUCAGAGGUCUCCACCAGUAUCGCGGCUAGCGUGAGCUCUCAGAGCAAAGGGAGGGGAGGAGGGAGGAGGAAGACUGGAACAGAGUCUGUCUCUCCCAGUAACAGGCAGAGUGAGCAGCCUCCAGCCCUCAAGCCCACGGCCAGAGGCAGGAGAAGCCAGAAAGUUGAGGAUUAUGGUCCACACCCUGAGAUUAAUGAGAAGGCUGAUUCUCAGGAGGCUGGUGGUACCACUAGAGGGCAGAAGAAAACAGACAAAACCAAUGAGCCAGACCCUGUAGUAGCAGAUGAAGAAACCACUCCAGCCCAGGUAACCGAGGACUCCCCCACUCCUAGAGGGAAUGGAAGAGGCCGGGGCCGAUGCGGCCAGAAAGACAACACACCUGAAUCCAGCACUACAACAGCAGGAGGGGAAACUCAGAGUGAAGAGGGAGUGGGGUCUAAAACAGGUGGGAGAGGGAAAGGGAGGAAGAGGGGGCUGGAAGAGGAGGAGGAGAACAGUGGGUUCAAGGUUCCCCGGGGGAAAGCUAAGGUUCAGAGGGGAGGGAGACGCAGGGCAGCAGAGGAAGGAGAGAAAGAGGAGAAACCUGCAUCCACUCCACCAAAGAGAGGCAGAACCUCCACUGCAGAGCAUGAGAAGAGUAUGGAGGGACAGAGUGAGAAGAUGGAAGAGGAAGAGGCUGGUACUGUGCAGAGGAAAGUCCGAGGCAGGCAGUCGACGGUUCAGAUAAAGAAAGAAGAGGAAUCUGUUUUGGACUCUAAUUCUGUGGUGCCCCAGACCCCUACAGGUAAGGGCAGAGGUAAGCGUAGGGCCCCUGUGGAAUCAUCACCGUUUGCCAAGACCCCUCGCUCCUCCUCUGCCUCUCCCCUGUCCUCUCUUUCCUCGCCUGGGACACUGGGCCGAGCGAGGGCCUCCACGCAGUCCUAUAAGGUGUUGUUUACAGGAGUGGUGGAUGAGGAGGGGGGAAAGGUGGUGUCUCGUCUGGGGGGCAGCCUGGCGAAGGGCGUGGCCGACAUGACCAACCUGGUGACUGACAGGAUCCGACGCACAGUCAAGUUCCUGUGUGCUGUGGCCCGUGGCGUGCCCGUCGUCACCACCGAUUGGCUGGAUAAGUGUGGUAAGGUGGGUAGUUUCCUACCUACUGACAGGUACCUGGUGAAGGACAGGGAGCAGGAGAACAAGUUCAGCUUCUGUCUGGAGGAAUCACUGAGGACCGCCAGCACCCAACCUCUACUACAGGGUUAUGAGGUCCAUGUGACCAGGUCAGUGUUGCCAGAGCCAGCCCAGAUGAAGGACAUCAUCGUCUGUAGCGGAGCUCGCUUCCUCUCCAAGAUGCCCUCCACUCAGAAGGUCCAGGCCCGGACCCUAGUGAUAUCGUGUGGGGAGGACUGGUCUCUCUGUGCUCCUGCACUCUCUGCUUCUCUCCCCGUCCUCAGUGCUGAGUUCCUGCUAACUGGUAUAUUACAGCAGAGAGUGGACCUGGUAACCCAUGUCCUCUCAGCCCCCAAACCCAGGGCCCAGCCAGGAGCCAAAGGCCAGGCCAGUGGCAGGAAGAGAACGUAAAACAAAAACAAAAUUCACCUGGGUGGUAUUCAUUAGUGCAUACUGUAGCAAAACAUUAUGCAACAGAAAACAAAAACUAGUGUUGGACAAGUUCAGGUAAACCCUCCCUGUUUUAGUCUGUUUUCUUCCGAUAGGUGAAUUUGACCCUGUCUACAGGGCCAGGGAGAAGAAUGCAUUACAGUUCCAGAGAAGACCGCAGACAGACGACACCCGUGUGUGUGAUGGUGUGUGUGAUGGUGUGUGUGAUAGCAUGCAGCACCCACCUCCACCUGUAUAGAGAACAUUAGCAGGACCAGGCCUCAGAGGAGUGGUAACUACAGUACUACUACCCUGGAGGGGCUGGAGACCAUUAGACACCUGAGAGAGGGGAGAAUGAGGAUUCGGAUGUACAAGAGACAGUGGCAGCAUCCCAAAUGGGACCCUAUUGCCUACUUUUGACAAGAGCCCUGCACUAUGUAGGGAAUAGAGUGCUAUUUGGGACGCCAAUGUAAAAGGCUGGUGAGAGGAGACAUCCACCUGUAUGACCAACUAGACAAGAUAGUUGAGAAUGUAUUCACUCAGAUACGAAGACAAACAAACCCAAGAUAUGGAAAUCUAUUCCUAUGUUCGAGGGUAGAGAAUACAUGCAGGGAAAUGCUCUGAAUAGAUUUGUUUAUAAAAAAAAAUGUAAAUAUGAGGUAACAGAGAGAAGAGACAGAAUACAUGAGAUAAUUUACUGCCUAUCCCAGUCAUAUUUAUUUUAUCUGUCUCUUCCCUCCCUCUCCUGAUCCUUCAUCUACAGUUGAAGUCGGAAGUUUAUAUACACCUUAGCCAAAUACAUUUGAACUCAGUUUUUCACAAUUCCUGACAUUUAAUCCUAGUAAAAAUUCCCUGCCUUAGGUCAGUUACGAUCACCACUUUAUUUUAAGAAUGUGAAAUGUCAGAAUAAAAGUAGAGUGAUUUAUUUCAGCUUUUAGUUAUUUCAUCACAUUCCCAGUGGGUCAGAAGUUUACAUACACUCAAUUAAUAUUUGGUAGCAUUGCCUUUAAAUUGUUUAACUUGGGUCAAACGUUCCCAGGUAGCCUUCCACAAGCCUCCCCUGGCCCAUUCCUCCUGACAGAGCUGGUGUAUAACUGAGUCAGAUUUGUAGGCCUCCUUGCUCGCACAUGCUUUUUCAGUUCUGCCCACAAAUUUUCUAUGGGAUUGAGGUCAGGGCUUUGUGAUGGUCACUUCAAUACCUUGACUUUGUUGUCCUUAAGCCAUUUUGACACAACUUUGGAAGUAUGCUUGGGGUCAUUGUCCAUUUGGAAGACCCAUUUGCGACCAAGCUUUAACUUCCUGAUGUCUUGCUUCAAUAUAUCCACAUAAUUUUCUUCCCUCAUGAUGCCAUCUAUUUUGUGAAGUGCACCAGUCCCUCCUGCAGAAAGCACCCCUACAACAUGAUGCUGUCACCCCCGUGCUUCACGGUUGGGAUGGUGUUCUUCGGCUUGCAAGCCUCCCCAUUAUUCCUCCAAACAUAACAAUGGUCAUUAUGGCCAAACAGUUCUAUUUUUGUUUCAUCAGACCAGAGGACAUUUCUCCAAAAAGUACGAUCUUUGUCCCCAUGUGCAGUUGCAAACUGUAACCUGGCUUUUUUUAUGGCGGUUUUGGAGCAAUGGCUUCUUCCUUGCUGAGCUGCCUUUCAGGUUAUGUCGAUAUAGGACUCGUUUUACUGUGGAUAUAGAUACUUUUGUACCUGUUUCCUCCUGUUAUUCUGGGAUUGAUUUGCACUUUUCGCACCAAAGUACAUUAAUCUCUAGGAGACAGAACGCGUCUCCUUCCUGAGCGUUAUGACGGCUGCGUGGUCCCAUGGUGUUUAUACUUUCAUACCAUUGUUUGUACAGAUGAACGUGGUACCUUCAGGCAUUUGGAAAUUUCUCCCAAGGAUGAACCAGACUUGUGGAAGUCUACAAUUUUUUUUCUGAGGUCUUGGCUGAUCUCUCUUGGUUUUCCCAUGAUGUCAUGCAAAGAGGCACUGAGUUUGAAGGUCGGCCUUGAAAUACAUCCACAGGUACACCUCCAAUUGACUCAAAUGAUGAAGCUUCUAAAGCCAUGACAUCAUUUUCUGGAAUUUUCCAAGCUGUUUAAAGGCACAGUCAACUUAGUGUAUGUAAACUUCUGACCCACUAGAAUUGUGAUACAGUCAAAUAUAAGUUAAAUAAUCUGUCUGUAAACAAUUGUUGGGAAAAUUACUUGUCAUGAACAAAGUAGAUAUCCUAACCGACUUGCCAAAACGAUAGUUUGUUAACGAGAUUUGUGGAGUGGUUGAAAAACAAGUUUUAAUGACUCCAACCUAAGUGUAUGUAAACUUCCGACUUCAACUGUAUACUGAUUAAUAGCCAUCCUCUCGCCUUUGUAUAAAGAUAACAUAUAUAUGUGUGUCUAUUGCGCGAGGGUAAUGUGGAAUAUACCAGGUCUUCACUAGCUGUGAUUGCUGAAGGGACAUUUCUUCAGUCUUAGAGAAAGGACUGAACUGAUUGUUUUAAUGCUGCUCGUCCAUCUACAUCUUUGUAUGUAGGAGUUAAAUGUGUCUUUAUUUACCGACCAAUAAACCUUUCAUACUGAA